Molecule: messenger RNA, 879 nt
Organism: Trifolium pratense (red clover)
Lineage: Eukaryota; Viridiplantae; Streptophyta; Magnoliopsida; Fabales; Fabaceae
Product: basic leucine zipper 43-like
Exons: 1
Coding region: 117-722 (201 amino acids)
Biological process (GO): regulation of DNA-templated transcription
Molecular function (GO): DNA-binding transcription factor activity
Source: RefSeq, a predicted model, not a curated record
UAUAUAUACCAACUAGUCCCACUCAUAUUCCCUCCAUCUCCAAAUCCAAUUAAAUUCUAUACUCUCCAACAUCUUUUUUCUCCAAAUCCUCACAAUCUUUUAUUCAUUACUUCACAAUGCAAACCACAGAGAUUAAUACAGGACUCAAUUAUUUACUCCCAAAUUCAAUUCCAUCUUAUCCAUCAUGUAACUUCAACAUGAUCCAAAACACCUUACCAAAUCCUCAACUUCAAAAAUACUCAAACCAAUUUUAUGGUUUCAACCAAAACCCUCUUCAAAUUCUUCAAGACUUUAGUCCACAAUCCUCAUGCCUAAGUAGCAACUCAACUUCGGACGAAGCAGACGAACAAAAUAAAGGACUAAUCAACGAAAGAAAACACCGAAGAAUGAUAUCAAACCGCGAGUCAGCGCGUAGGUCAAGAAUGAGGAAACAAAAACAACUUGAUGAGCUUUGGUCACAAGUUGUUUGGCUAAGGAAUGAGAAUCAUCAACUACUUGAUAAGCUUAACAAUUUUUCAGAAACUCAUGAUAGAGUUGUUCAAGAGAAUGUUCAAUUGAAAGAAGAAGCUUCGGAACUUCGACAAAUGGUUUGUGACAUGCAGUUACAUAGUUCAUGUCUUCCUUUGAGUCCUUUUCAAGAUGUUGCUAGCAUCACUUCACCUCAUGUUAAAUCUGAUUCCUCAAACCAAUCAAACACAAAUUCUGAUGAUCUUUUAGGAUGAAUUUGAAGAUAAGUCACAAGAGCAAGUUUUUAAUAACUCUUAAUUUUCAUCUUUAAGUUCUUUUGUUUUUUGAGUUCUAUGAGAUGAAACCAUGAAUGCCAAUAACAUGUACGUUUUGAGUAUCUUUAUUUUAAUUCUUAGCUCAUUAGCUUUUCAA